CCAGGCAACCCUGCACGUGACGCUGGCGGAGGAAGGCGAGAGAGAGGCGCGGGAGGGGGUCUAGGGAACCGAGGUGCCGGCUGCUUUUUCCUCACAAUUCGGUUUGUGCAGCAAGGGGAGGGUCCUCAUCAUCUGGCCCCAGUGGUGUAAUGAGCUGACUGGGAUUCAGUUGCUGGCUUGGAGCCGCUCCGGGGAAGUCCCGGUGGGUGAGGUUCCGCAGCGCCUGGUCCCGUUUCUCGGCAGUCGGGUAGGUGGGGUAGGGGGGAAGGUGCGAACAGCCAGGGGCACGGAGCUCGCGCCCUGCGCCCCACCCAGGUUGUGGCCGCCCGGGGAGGAAGCGCGCAUAGGUUGAGUGCAAAGUUUCCUUUUUUGCUUUCUCGUCAGAGCAGCCCUCACAGGCGGUGGGUGGGAAUGCCUCGCUUCAGUUUGAAGAGGGUCCGGAGCCAAAGGGGUUAAAACAAGCUACUUCCCCACUCUCCGCCUCUCUAAAACGCACGCUCCGCUAGCCAUGGGCAGCCGCGACCACCUGUUCAAAGUGCUGGUGGUGGGGGACGCCGCAGUGGGCAAGACGUCGCUGGUGCAGCGAUAUUGCCAGGACAGCUUCAGCAAACACUACAAGUCCACGGUGGGAGUGGAUUUUGCUCUGAAGGUUCUCCAGUGGUCUGACUCCGAGAUAGUGCGGCUUCAACUGUGGGAUAUUGCAGGGCAGGAGCGUUUUACCUCUAUGACACGACUGUAUUAUCGGGAUGCCUCUGCCUGUGUUAUUAUGUUUGACGUUACCAAUGCCACUACCUUCAGCAACAGCCAGAGGUGGAAACAGGACCUAGACAGUAAGCUCACGCUGCCCAAUGGAGAGCCCGUGCCCUGCCUGCUCUUGGCCAACAAGUGUGAUCUGUCCCCUUGGGCAGUGAGUCGGGACCAGAUUGACCGGUUCAGUAAAGAGAACGGUUUCACAGGUUGGACAGAAACAUCGGUCAAGGAGAACAAAAAUAUUAAUGAGGCUAUGAGCGUCCUUAUUGAAAAGAUGAUGAGAAAUUCCAGAGAAGAUACCCUGUCUUUGUCUACCAAAGGGGACUACAUCAAUCUACAAACCAAAUCCUCCAGCUGGUCCUGCUGCUAGAAUUGUUUGGCUUGCUUUCCAUUCCAGUUCUGGGAGUCCUUCUCAAUCUCUUCCCUUUGGUUGCCAACCUGGCAAUUUUUUUCAGUACAUUCGAAUUGUCUCCUGACUGCUGUCCAGGAAGGAGGCCCGUUGUCACUUGGAAAAGACACCUGGGACCCAUGUGCAUUUCUGCAUCUCCUGGAUUCGCCUUUGACAUGCUGCCGGCUGAUGUUAGUUCCAGUUAGUGCCUUCUGUGUAAGAUCAUCUCAUCAUUCCUCCAUCUGUGAUCUGGAAUUUUGCGAGGAGGAUAAGAAAUCAGCACCUGCGUUUUGGAGGUUAUAAUUCUCGCCUACUUUUGAGCUUAUUUUUCUAUUUGGUAUGCACUGAUAUCAUGACUUCCAAUGGAGAGGAAAAGGAGAUCAAUGUCAUUUCCCAAAUUUCUUGUAGGCCAUUGCUUUCAGAUUCUUUCUGUCUUGGAAUGGAAACAUCUGAUUCUGGAAUGAGGAAGGAGUGGGUGUGGCUAUCUAUGGAUUUUUGGCUACUAGAAGCUACCCAGAAGUCCCUGUAUUUUUGAAACUUCUAACGUCAUAAUUAAGUGUCUCUUGUCUUGGCAUCAAGAAUGGUCAAGUUUUUUGGCUGGGCAUGUAUCUCAUACCUGUAAUCCCAAUAUUUGGGGAGGCCAAGGUGAGUGGAUCACUUGAGGUCAGGAGUUCAAGACCAGCCUGGCCAGCAUGGCAAAACCCCAUGCAUGCCUUGAUGGCAUGCAUCUGUAGUCCCAGCUACUCUGGAGGCUAAAGUGGGGAAAUUGCUUGAGACUGGGAGGCAGAGGUUGCAAUGAGCAGAGAUCAUGCCACUGCACUCCAGCCUGGGCAACAGAGCCAGACUCCAUCUCAAAAAAAAAGAAAAAAAGAAUAGUCAAAUUUUAAACCACCUAUCUCAUGCAAUGAGAGCAUUUUCUUCCACAAAGAGCUUAGUUCUCAUGAUAGGGUUGUCUAGUGUCUCCUGUUUCCAGGUUUCUGGGUUGAUGUCUUAAUGCAUAAUACUGCAAGUGACAUCAGUUGGCUGUGAUGCUUCGAAAUAGGUCUGCUCCUCACAGCUUUGGGAAUCUGAAUGGAAGAAGAAAAGGGAGAAGUUAACAGCCUCCACCGGGCAACUUGGGGAGCACUUACACACUUAGUCAUAGGAAACAAAUAUUACAUGGAGGCCCUGGCCUUGGGGAGAAGAGUGGAGAGACAGAAAAUCGUUAGGUAAUUUAAGUACUAAGUUGGGCAGGGUUUUGUGGUAUCAAAUCACUACGAGACAGUUUAAUUUGUUAAAUUCUCUCAAGAAUGGUGAUUUAUAACCUGCCCAAAGGUAUUGAUAUUCUUAGUAAACUCAGAGGGCUGAAGUUCUUUGAUAGACCUUAAAUAAGUGUCCUAAGUCAGGAUUCCCAAAUCUGGCUGGUCAGAAAUACCUGGGAAGUUUGUUAACACUUUAAAAAAUGUUUUAAGAUUUUUGGGUCCCAACUUCAAAUCUACUGAAUCAAAAUUUCGAGGGACGAAACCUAGGUAUGUGUUGUUGUUUUCAGAGCUUCUCAGGUGAUUGCGAACAGCCUGGUUUGGGAACCAUUGCUGGAGAACUUGGUAAAGAUACAAAGACCCAGACCUUUUGUAUUUGCAUUUAAAUACAAAUCCUGGGUUUCUAUAUACUCUGUUAGCUCUUUGCUGAUGCUGCUACACACGAGACUUUGAAAACUGCUGUCCUAAGAAGGAGAUCAGAGGCCACAUAUCAGAGAAGGGGGGAUCAAAUCUUCGGUGGUUUGUUGUGUGGUUUUUUUAAUGUCAGUUAUUUUAACUUGAAUAGGCUUCUGAAAACUUGUAUUAUUAGUUCUCUUUUGUAUUACCAUUUUCAGAUGGGGAUUUGAUUACUAUGAUUCUGAAGAUAACAGUGGAGUAGCAAAUUUCAUUGAUAUCAAGAGAUAAUUGAUUUUCAUUCAUUGGUUUGAACACCUGCAAAAUCACAAAUAAAUGAGAACUAAGUCUUGUA
Molecule: messenger RNA, 3124 nt
Organism: Saimiri boliviensis boliviensis (Bolivian squirrel monkey)
Lineage: Eukaryota; Metazoa; Chordata; Mammalia; Primates; Cebidae
Source: RefSeq, a predicted model, not a curated record